GUGGCACCACACACACCACCGACAAACAUUACAUGAGUGCAAAGAGGAAGGACGGCCCGGCCGCGGACGCGGCCGCUGCGCAAGCCUCGAAGCGCAAGAAGUGUCCUUAUCUGGAUACUAUACGUCCCCAGCUUCUGGACUUUGACUUCGAGAAGGUGUGCUCGAUCAGCUUGUCCGACCAGAAUGCGUAUGCGUGCCUGGUGUGCGGCAAGUAUUUUCAAGGACGUGGACCCAACACGCACGCGUUCACGCAUUCGGUGCAGAGCUUCCAUCAUGUGUUCAUCAACUUGUCCACGGACAAGAUCUACUGUUUGCCUGACAACUACGAAGUCACGGACCUGUCGCUGGCGCCGAUCAAGAACGCUCUCCGACCGUCGUUCACCCCUGAGUACAUUGCUUCUCUCGACACGAAUCGCACCCUUGCCCAGGACAGCUUUGGCGUGUCAUACUUGCCUGGCUUCAUUGGUCUGAACAACCUGAAGAAGACCGACUACAUCUCCGUGGUGCUCCAAGCGCUGGCGCACGUCACUCCCCUCCGAGACUACUUUCUUCGACCAGAAAACUACGCCGCCGCUGUGGCGAAGACGCGCUCGCCACUUGUCCUGCGCUUUGGCGAGCUUAUUCGCAAACUAUGGAGUCCGCACAACAUCAAAAACACGAUCAGUCCACACGAAAUAGUCCAAGCGAUUUCCGUGGUCAGCAAGAAGCGCUUCCACAUCGGCCAACAAAGUGACGCCCUGGAGUUUCUAUCAUGGUUCCUCAACGAGCUCCAUCGCGGACUCGGCGGCACCAAGACUCCAGGCUCGAGCAUCGUUCAUAAAGUCUUCCAAGGCAUGGUUCACGUCACAACGUUGCCGGCAUCGGGAGCGGUCGACAACGACGCGUCGGGGGUGUCCACUGCCGUGCCCUUUUUGUAUUUGACGUUGGAUUUGCCGCCGACGCCGCUGUUUAAAGACUCGCAGGGCGGAAAUGUCAUUCCCCAAGUGCCGCUGUUCACCGUGCUCGACAAGUUUGACGGAGAAAAGAUCACGCACGUGCUGCAAGGAGCACUGCGCCAGCAAAAGCAGUACGCGAUCGACUCGUUGCCGCCGUACUUGAUUUUUCACAUUCACCGGUUCACGAAAAACAACUUUUUCACGGAAAAGAACCCGACGAUCGUGAAUUUUCCCGUCAAGAACCUUGAGCUGAGAGAUUACGUGGCAUCGCGGUUGCCAACCGAGGCCGAAGUCGCCGAGAUGUCGACAAAGGAACUGAAGGCGCUGCUGUCGCACUGCGGUGGGUCGGCGGCCGGAAUCGUCGACAAGGCCGAGUUGGCGGCACAAGUGAACGCGCAUGUGGCGACGGCGUCGCAGACCAAGUACAACUUGAUCGCCAACAUUUGCCACGACAGCCCGGUCACGAUCGGGAAGGAGACAACUGCUAUCAACAUGGACCCGCUCGCGGAUGGCACGUACCGCGUGCAUGUUCAAAACCGAUCGACCGACCAGUGGUACGAGAUCCAAGACCUCCACGUCCAGGAAACGAUGCCGCAGCUGAUUGGGAUUUCCGAGUCGUACGUGCUGAUUUACGAGCGAAAGGACGCCGCGUAAUUCCAAACGCAUCCCGAUUGUGGCGAGGUCGUGGGAUUUUUUUUCCCGCGGCGUGCAUUCAUGAAAGGCGACGGAAUGGACGUCGUGUACCGCGGUCGGCUAGCGUUAGAAGUGUGCAUGGACAAUCGUUGGACCGUCCAUGAGCUACUUUGGAUGGUUGCCAAGUAAUGACUUGACAGCGUUGACACAGAAAGAUGGAUCAAAGUUUCAAACAGCGUAUCGAUCGCGU
This is a messenger RNA of Aphanomyces invadans, 1818 nucleotides long. RefSeq lists its product as hypothetical. Bases 33 to 1589 code for a protein of 518 amino acids. Lineage: Eukaryota; Oomycota; Saprolegniomycetes; Saprolegniales; Verrucalvaceae. The transcript is spliced from 5 exons. Gene Ontology annotation, biological process: spliceosomal complex assembly; mRNA processing; protein deubiquitination. Gene Ontology annotation, molecular function: cysteine-type deubiquitinase activity; zinc ion binding. The record is from RefSeq and is a predicted model, not a curated record.